Messenger RNA from Morone saxatilis (striped sea-bass), 1795 nucleotides. RefSeq lists its product as uncharacterized. Lineage: Eukaryota; Metazoa; Chordata; Actinopteri; Moronidae. The transcript has 3 exons. The record is from RefSeq and is a predicted model, not a curated record. Bases 157 to 1254 code for a protein of 365 amino acids.
CGGGGUGGAACGCUGGGUGGGGAAACACACAGUGAUAUUAAGAAAGAUGAGAGAAAGAGAUUAGUCCAGAUUGGACGGGAACUGAGACACAGCUCUGCAGGCUUAUUUAUGCUCACCAGACCUGACAGACACUGAGGACCCACCCCUUCGAGCAAGAUGAGCAAAUGUUCCGCCGCUAGCCCAGCCCGUGCCAGCUGUGGCUACGCUAAGUGUGGCCAGAUGAGUGAAAACGUAUUGAAUGCUAACCACGUGAGCCUCAGAGCUGGGAACAGAGACUGCAGCAAUGGCCAAGGACCAGGGCAUGUCUCAAUACACAGCCAGGAGCCCAGAGAGCGCCCUUUCUCAGUUGUCUCCUUCUCUAAUGGGACCCCACGAUCUCAUCAGCGACGGUGGUCAGCUGACUUUUCCAGGUGUGCAACCUCCCCCGUCAUUAUUGUGAGGAAGAACAAGAAGGAACCACAGCCUCCUCAGCGGAGCGUAUCCCUCCUCCGGCCUAACUCAGCAUCCCAUCCUUCAUUCAAACGCUACUCCUGUCCCCCCAUUGGGGUCUCACCACGUUACCGGUCAUCUUCUUCCUCCUCAUCCUCCACUUGUUCCUGCUCCUCUCCUCCUCCUGUCCAGACAUCUGUCAUCACCGGCCCCGACCCUUUAGGCUGGAAGUUGCGUCCCAAGUCCAGCUCCACCUCCCCCCGGGCUCGUGCCAACAGGCUGUCUCUGCAGAUUCCCCUCCCUGUCAUCUUUCCUGACCCCAAUGCUAGUCCUGGACUUUACCCUCAGUCAGACAACGCUCCCAAUCCAGACCCCUCCCCUAAAACCAAACCCCCACUCAGACCCAAACCAUCUCGUCGCCGCCACUCAGACUCCUCGACCUUCCUCAGAUCUUUCCUGCCCUCUGUGCCUGCGGUGACGCUUGAGGAGCUCUGCGCUGUGCAUCUCCGCACAGUGUCCCUUUCGGAUGACGAUGUCUUCAGCGGGGGGAGUGAGAAGGAGGCGAAGGCGACAACUCGGCCACGCAAAAUACCGCCACCCGUUGCAGAAAAAACCGCCAUGGCAAGACAAAUAGCACAGCUGAUUGCUCAUUCACGGCAACGCUGUAACCCUAAAGAAAACAUUUACGCCACUGUUACAAGGCCAAAUCCUAAACAUACACUCCAGACUGAGCACCACAGCAGACUGCAUGGGAGAAAAACUGAGGGGCUGCGCGUGGACACCAGCUGCGACAGGGAGAGGUCCACUCCACGCUUCCCCGGCUGAGGAGAACUGAGAACCUCCAACAAGAGCAAUUUUAUAGAUUAGGGUACAUGUACUGUAUGUCCAGGGGAUGGGACAACAUUGUUAAUUUGCCCAUAUUUUUUAUGUUGUACUCAAAAAGUCUAAGAUUUAUAUAGUUUAAAACACUUCUGUAAAUAUUGUCUAACUUCUCUCUGUUGUGGAAAUGUGACUUUAUUCUUUACAGAGAGUUACAAGCAAGUGUUGCAAUGUGGUGCUACUUGUUAAACAAACCCUCCAGUUGUUGCAAUCCUGCUGGUUGCUAAGACAGAUAAUAAAUCAUUUCCCUUUAAGCUACUGCCUGUAAAGUGUAUGAAAUGGUGCCUGAUGUGCUCUGUAGAUAACAGAUAACUUAUGAUCACAGAUAUAUUCUUCCUAGUAAAACUAAUAAAUCUGAACUUAUAAUCACUGAGGGGUAUUAGUUGAUUCAUUGAUUAGAGAAUGCAAUGCAAUACAUCAUUAAUCAAUCAUCUCCGUUAUUUGUUUGUUAACUUUUUUAAGCUUGGAACCUUUGUCAAAAAUAAAA